Molecule: messenger RNA, 2624 nt
Organism: Hyla sarda
Lineage: Eukaryota; Metazoa; Chordata; Amphibia; Anura; Hylidae
Gene: ACBD4
Product: acyl-CoA binding domain containing 4
Exons: 12
Coding region: 589-1734 (381 amino acids)
Biological process (GO): fatty acid metabolic process
Molecular function (GO): fatty-acyl-CoA binding
Source: RefSeq, a predicted model, not a curated record
GAGAGUCAGCCUCACGUCACCUCAGUCCUCCCACUAUACGGGUUUCCCCGCCUCAUGCCUCCGGCCUUCAUCCACCUCGUAAUCCCCGGCCUGGCGUGAUUGCUGUAUCCGGAUUUGUGGGCGGCACAGGCGGCCUGAGAGUCGUCCCCGGUGCCGGGAGGAGGAGGCUGAGAGCUCCAAGGGCCUUGGGCCUCAGAGCCCGACGUGGUAUAGCGUGCGUUCCCAAGGUACUCACCUCUGUAGUAAACAGAUCUUCGCGCUCCUGAGAAUAAAAAUCACUAGGGUGGAGGUCUUUAAAUACCUAUUGAUUUCACAUCUCUCUUUCCUUCACUCUUCUGUCUACGGAAUCCUGGAGACUUCAAAUUAAUUUGUAUUAUCAGGGAAAUACAAUAUAUAGGUGACUCAGGAGGUUCUGGCCUUCUCGGUAUAAAGCCGUCAGCAGAGGCAGAUCAGAGUCCAUCUGUUAUCAGGGCAGCAUACAGUCCGUCAGUGCCACGGCACUAGCUGGCAGUACUUUGGUCCUGAGGACGAAGCAGAGCUCAGGAGCUUUCUACGCUGCAGUCAGGCGCAGCGCUGCAUUCUGGACAAAUGGGCACGGAUCAAGAUGAAACUGGAUAUCGGAGACAAUUCAAUGCAGCUGUGUCAGUUAUCCAGAGCUUACCAAAAAACGGUGCUUACCGGCCGUCCUAUGAGGAAAUGCUCAGAUUUUACAGCUACUACAAACAGGCUACAGUAGGACCCUGCAACAUAUCCCGCCCUGGUUUUUGGGAUCCUAUUGGCAAAUAUAAGUGGGAUGCCUGGAGCAAGCUUGGUGCUAUGAGUCAAGAAGAUGCCAUGUGUGCUUAUAUCAGAGAAAUGAAAAUGGUGGCACAAAAGAUUAUAGACACAUUCCCUCUGGAAGACACAUCACCUGAGAUGAUUGAGCCUUUCCGCCCCCUGUAUGAUGUCAUCCCUGAUAUGCCACGUCCCCCCGACUCCUUUUUCACGACCACCAGUGAGACUGAACAUUCUGAGGAUAUAACAGAGCAUGCAAUACCAGAGCGGAGUGAAGAAAUGGAGGACCAGCAGUCUAGAGACCAUAAUCAAUAUGCAACUGGAAUGGAAGAGGUGGAGCUGGGUACACUGUCAGCGGAAAAAGAGCUAGAACAAAGAGCGGAUCCUUUAGGCGGGGCAGCACAUCCAGUGCAAGCGGAUCAGCGUCUGCAUAGCUGGGGAUCUGAAAAUGAUUAUUCUGACAGUGUGGAACAGCUCAUGUCUGAUCAAGAAUAUGAACAUGGUUCACACUUAUUUAAAGCAUCUGAUGUUACACACAAAAAGACCAAGACUAAGUCAAGGAGGAAAAGUGCAGACAGGCGAAAGGAUGAUGUCUAUGUACCAGAGUCUCACUCCACUAAUGAUGGCUGGCUGAGAAAUCUCAGUGAAGAAGACCAUGGAGACACAUCAAGUGGAUUACAGACUAGAUGCCAAAAUAACCCAAACCAUUUGAGCCCUCAGAUUAAAGCCACAGUGGAGGCUCUGCAAGCUUCAGUCCAGGGACUCUGUCAGCGGCUAGAAAGCCUGGAGAGAACUUUACAGGAUCAGCGACAGUACAUAGAAAGCCAAGCACAGAGAUCACAUAAAGUGCCGAAACAGCAACUACCUUCGCUGGCCAAGUCUCAGACGUUUCUGUUCAUAGUCAUCUGGCCAUUUGUCGUGCACUGGCUGCUGCGCAGGUUUUUAUGGAGGAAGAGAUGACCUGUUAGUUUUGGCCCAUGCCAUCCCUUGUACAAGACUAUAUCUAAAGUGGACAGAAUGAAUCAGAACUUCACCGGACAGCUGUUUUAUAAAAGAGACAGCAGCAAAAAAAGAGAAAAACAAGAAGCUUAGUGGAUGUAAAUUUACCAUUGUAUCUGGAAUGGGUUAAUAAUGAUUUUUCUUGUAAUAGUGCCUUGUUGAUAUAGGAAUGAUAUCGCAUUGUUUUCAUUGCCUCUUUGAAUAAUCUGCCCUGUCCUGUCUGCUGCCUUACACCCUCUAACACUACGUGCCUUUAUAGCUCGUAAACAGGAUUUUCCCUUUAAGGGAACGCAAGCAACUAAGGCCCAAGCAAACACAGUAACAAAGAUAGAAAGUUAGCAUACAGUGAAACACAGCAUGACAUUAAAGGUAGAGAAUAAAGGGAUCAUAGAGAGCCAUAGCACUAGGCAGGACAGGAGAGCAGGCCCUGGAUCUGGGCAUCAUUGCAGAGUAAAAUAUGGAAUCAGAUGGGGCAGAUCAGUCAGGCAUUAGUUUAUGCAGUAGGGGAGGCCGUGGGGGCAUGCAAGGCAAGAGGGGAGGCCGUGGGGGCAUGCAAGGCAAGAGGGGAGGCCGUGGGGGCAUGCAAGGCAAGAGGGGAGGCAGUGGGAGUGCGAGGAAACAAGAGAAAGCUGUGGGCAUACAGGUGCAAGAGGAGAGGAGCUGAGGUGUGCAACGGAAGAGGAGAAGCAAUGGAGUUGCAUAAUGACAAGAGGGGAAACAGCCGAGGUACUCAAGGGCAAAUUGGGAGGCGGCAGAAGCAUGCAAGAGGAGAGGUUGCUGGGGCAUGCAAGGCAAGUGGGGAGCUGCGAAGGUAUAGAAGGGCAAGAGGGAAGCUGCAGAGGCAUGCAAGG